CUUCAUUACCAUACGAGAGUGACGUCAUUGUUUGCGCUACUAGCGAAUAUUAAUCAUCGUCCCAUUGUUGUUUGAUGAAGCAUAACGUUAGCUGGUUAGCUAACUGAGGACCUACACAAGUCACCAUGGGGAAAGAUCCUAGGAAGCCGAGAGGCAAGAUGUCCUCAUAUGCUUACUUCGUGCAGACCUGCAGGGCGGAGCACAAGAAGAAACAGCCCGAAGCCAGCGUCAACUUCGCGGAGUUCUCCAAGAAAUGCUCAGAGCGAUGGAAGCCCAUGUCUCCUAAAGAAAAAGGAACGUUUGAGGACAUGGCAAAGCAAGACAAGGUCCGCUACGAGAGAGAAAUGAAGAACUACAUCCCACCCAAUGGCCAGAAAAAGAAGAGGUUUAAGGAUCCCAAUGCCCCCAAGAGACCGCCGUCUGCGUUCUUCAUCUUCUGUGCUGACUUCCGGGCCAAGAUAAAGAGCGAGCACCCAGGCCUGUCCAUUGGAGACACUGCUAAGAAGCUGGGAGUGAUGUGGAACAGCUCUGCAGCUGAGGAGAAGAAGCCGUACGAGAAGAAGGCAGCCACGCUGAAGGAGAAAUACGACAAGGAUAUUGCAUCAUACCGCACCAAUGGUAGAGUGGAUACUGCCUCCUCCGCAGCUGCUGAUGACGACGACGACGAAGAUGAGGAGGAUGACGAUGAGGAUGAUGACGAGUAGCCUCCCUGCUGUUGGAGGCUACAUUCUUGUUUAACGCUAUGUAACCCUAUUGUACACACUUUACAUCUCCGAACAGACCCAGACGCAACUAGAAACACAUUAAGCUGUGUGUAUAUUUAAUGUUUUAAUGCUCCCUAACCGGUUAAAGGUAACACUACAUGUCUUGUUUUUGUUCUUGUAGUAGCCCUUUUUUCCUGCCCAUGCCUGUAACUGCUUUGGCAGAUUAUAAAUCACUAUGGAAGUAAUAACUUCCCUUUAGGUGUGCAACUCUCAAAUCAGAUUUCUGGGUUGGUAGCGAGUGAAUUAUGUUUUUUUCUGUAUUUGUUUUAAAGGAUAUUUUUUCAUAUGUUUGUCACACGGUCUUUGUAUUGUUCUUUGAAUACCACUCUGAUAACAAAUGCAGCUGACAUUCAGGAAUGUCUUAAAUAAAGGUCUUUUUUAAUAAA
Molecule: messenger RNA, 1150 nt
Organism: Oncorhynchus nerka (sockeye salmon)
Lineage: Eukaryota; Metazoa; Chordata; Actinopteri; Salmoniformes; Salmonidae
Product: high mobility group-T protein-like
Exons: 5
Coding region: 126-704 (192 amino acids)
Biological process (GO): regulation of transcription by RNA polymerase II
Molecular function (GO): DNA binding, bending
Source: RefSeq, a predicted model, not a curated record